CUCCCGGGGCCCGCGAGGAUCCCCAGUGAAAGGGAUCCGGGCCGCGCCGGCGGAGGUAACGCUGAACCUUGGACUCGGACCCCACCCCCGCCAUGGUGCCUCAGGAGCCGCCCGGGCCUAAGGACACACAAGCCCUAUUGGCUUCUCAGGACCUGUCGAUGGAAAAGCCAGAGCUGGAGCUGGGUCCCCUGCAGUACAACUAUCAUGUGGACAGGCGGGUGCUGAAUGAGCAGGAGCUGGAGCAGACAGGGCAGAGGAGCCAGAGCCCGAAGCCUUCCCGAUGGCGUGUCCUGCCCAGGUGUUCGAGAGCCAUGGCCUGGGCCACUCUCCGCCGCUUCCUGCCCAUCCUCAGCUGGCUGCCCCAGUACCCAGUGCGCGAGUUUUUCCUGGGGGACCUUCUGUCUGGGCUCAGCGUGGGCAUUGUGCAGCUGCCGCAGGGACUGGCCUACGCCCUCCUAGCUGGGCUGCCCCCGGUCUUUGGCCUUUAUACCUCUUUCUACCCCAUCCUCAUCUACUUUUUAUUUGGUACCUCCCGGCAUGUUUCUGUGGGGACCUUUGCCGUGGUGUCGGUGAUGGUGGGCAGCGUAACAGAGGCCCUGGCUCCCAAUAGUGCUUUCCUGGAUUCUGUGAACAGCACAAUGAAUGUGACGGCCAGAGACGCUGCCCGUGUGAAAGUGGCCUCUGCCCUGAGCCUGCUGGUGGGCGUUUUCCAGGUCGGCCUGGGCCUCCUUCAGUUUGGCUUCGUGGUAACCUACCUCUCAGAGCCGCUGGUGCGGGGCUACACCACGGCCGCCUCCAUCCAAGUGCUCGUGUCCCAGCUCAAGCAUGUAUUUGGCCUGGAUACCCAGGACUACUCGGGGCCCCUGUCCCUGAUCUAUAUAGUGUUGGACAUCCUCUGGAAGCUGCCAAAAAGCAAAGUGGGCACCGUAGUCACCGCCCUCAUAGCUUCAGUCCUACUCUUUGCCAUGAAGAUAGCGAACCAGAAACUGGGCCGGAAGCUGCCCGUACCUAUACCGGCCGAACUCCUCAUGCUCAUUGGAGCCACAGCCAUCUCUUAUGGAGUCGGCCUGAAGGACAAGUUUGGGGUGGGCAUCGUGGGUGACAUCCCUGCAGGACUGGAGCCUCCCCAGGUGCCCGACCGCCAGUUCUUUGAGAAGAUUGUGGGGAAUGCGUUCGCCAUCGCUGUGGUGGGCUAUGCCAUCGCCAUCUCCCUUGGCAAGAUCUUUGGAAUGAAACAUGGCUACGCGGUGGACAACAACCAGGAACUGAUUGCCCUGGGCCUCAGUAAUUUCUUUGGCAGCUUUUUUCAGUGUUUCCCCAUAAGCUGCUCCAUGUCCCGGAGCCUGGUGCAAGAAGGCUCAGGGGGGAACACACAGGUUGCUGCGAUCAUCUCCUCCCUCCUCAUCCUCAUUGUCAUUGUCAAGUUGGGGGAGCUUUUUUAUGACCUUCCCAAAGCUGUCCUGGCUGCUAUCAUCAUUAUCAACCUCAGGGGCAUGUUCAUCCAGUUUUCUGAUAUCUGCUAUCUGUGGAAAGCCAACAGGGUGGACCUGAUGAUCUGGCUGGUGACCUUUGUGGCCACUAUCCUGUUGAACCUGGACAUUGGUCUGGCUGUGGCUGUGGCCUUUUCCCUGAUCACUGUCAUUUUCCGCACUCAACUACCUCAUUACUCUAUCCUGGGGCAGGUGCCAGACACGGACAUUUACAGAGAUGUGACUCAGUACAAGGAGGCCAAGGAAGUCCCAGGAAUAAAGAUUUUCAGUUGUUCGGCCACCUUGUACUUUGCCAACGCUGAGUUGUACAGGAAAGCCCUCAGUAACAAGAUCGGCCUGGAUGUUGACUACCUUGUGUCUAAGAAGAAGAAACUGAUCAAGAAGCAAAAGUGGAAGGCAAAGAAAUUGCAGAAGGAAGAAAACCAACAGAAGAGAGCUGCUGACCAAAUAAUACCCUUAGAGUCCUCAGAAACUCAGGAAGUCAACCUUAAAAUUGAGGAAAUAGAGAUCGGAAAUGCCAGAGAGCCUCAUGACCAGGACGGCAGUGCCAAACAGCCAGACGGUGCUGUGGGCAACGACCAAGGGGGCACGUUUACCUUGGAGAUGCUGGGCCUCCCUCAGCCACCCUUCCACACCCUUAUUUUGGAUUUGGGGGCUUUCAAUUUUGUGGAUACCGUGUGCAUCAAGACCUUGAAGAAUAUUUUCCGUGAUUUCCAAGAGAUUGAGGUGAAAGUGUAUUUGGCUGGCUGUCAUGGGACUAUGAUCUCCCAGUUUGAGUCUGGGAACUUCUUUGGAGAUUCAAUCACCAAGAGCCACCUCUUCGUUUCCAUCCAUGAUGCGGUCACCUUUGCCCUUAUGCAGUCGAGACUCCGAUCCCCAAGCAUGGUUGUGGCCACUAGGAUGUGACGCCCUCCCGCUGCCACCGCGUGACCCACAUGCCCCUUGUUGGGGGGAAGGGAGGACUCAGAACCUGCUCUGUGGAGAGAGACGUUCUCUUCCAUCCCUCACGGAAAACCAGCUUCAGCACUUGGAAUGAGCCUCGGGCAUCUGAGAUGGGGGUCAAGCCAAGACAUGGGGAUCGUCUGAAGUGCCCUUACUCUGGCCCAGCCCAACUGCACAUUGCAGUUGAGUGGCUGGGGAUGGGUUUUGUAUGUUUUUGUGAGAAUAAAGUAUUUGUCUUUGGUCUU
Messenger RNA from Sarcophilus harrisii (Tasmanian devil), 2677 nucleotides. It is a transcript of the gene SLC26A6, whose product is annotated as solute carrier family 26 member 6. The record is from RefSeq and is a predicted model, not a curated record. Bases 93 to 2396 code for a protein of 767 amino acids. The transcript is spliced from 21 exons. Gene Ontology annotation, biological process: transmembrane transport. Gene Ontology annotation, cellular component: membrane. Gene Ontology annotation, molecular function: secondary active sulfate transmembrane transporter activity; chloride transmembrane transporter activity; oxalate transmembrane transporter activity. NCBI's taxonomy places the organism in Eukaryota, Metazoa, Chordata, Mammalia, Dasyuromorphia, Dasyuridae.